Lontra canadensis (Northern American river otter) is the source of this 4734-nucleotide messenger RNA. It is a transcript of the gene TECPR2, whose product is annotated as tectonin beta-propeller repeat containing 2. Gene Ontology annotation, molecular function: protein binding. The record is from RefSeq and is a predicted model, not a curated record. The transcript is spliced from 21 exons. NCBI's taxonomy places the organism in Eukaryota, Metazoa, Chordata, Mammalia, Carnivora, Mustelidae. Bases 175 to 4410 code for a protein of 1411 amino acids.
UUGCCCGGGGAACGGGCUCCCGGCAGCCCCCGCGGCCCGGAGUCCGUCCCCGCCUCCUCCCGCCGGGCCGGGCCAGCGAGUCCUGAGGGGCCGCCGCGGGAGCCCCCAGGUUUCCCCAGAUGCCAAGUAAACAUUCCUUUUCCUGCCUGAAGAUCAUCUGUGACAACCUUGGCCAUGGCAUCAGUAUCAGAGCCUAUGACCUUCAGAGAGUUCUGCCCCUUGUACUAUCUCCUCAAUGCCAUUCCCACAAAGGUCCAGAAGGGCUUCCGCUCUGUUGUGGUCUACCUCACAGCUCUCGAUACCAAUGGGGACUACAUUGCUGUGGGCAGCAGCAUCGGCAUGCUCUACCUGUACUGCAGACACUUCAACCAGAUGAGAAAGUACAACUUUGAGGGGAAAACGGAACCCAUCACGGUGGUGAAGCUGCUGAGCUGCUUCGAUGACCUCGUGGCUGCGGGCACCGCCUCUGGGAGGGUCGCUGUCUUUCAGCUUGUGUCCUCGCUGCCAGGGAGAAACAAACAACUUCGGAGAUUUGAUGUCACCGGUAUUCACAGAAACAGCAUAACCGCGCUGGCUUGGAGCCCCAAUGGAAUGAAAUUGUUCUCCGGUGAUGACAAAGGGAAAAUUGUCUAUUCUUCUCUGGAUCUAGACCAGGGCGUGUGUAAUUCGCAUCUGGUGUUGGAGGAGCCGUCUUCCAUCGUGCAGCUGGAUUAUAGCCAGAAAGUGCUGCUCGUGUCUACACUACAAAGAAGCCUGCUUUUUUACAUGGAAGAAAAGUCUGUCAAGCAGAUUGGAACACAACCAAGGAAAAGCACUGGGAAGUUUGGAGCUUGUUUUAUACCAGGACUUUGUAAGCAGAGUGAUCUGACCUUGUACGCGUCACGGCCUGGGCUCCGACUGUGGAAGGCGGAUAUCCAUGGGACUGUUCAAGCCACGUUUAUCUUAAAAGAUGUCUUUGCUGGAGGAGUCAAGCCUUUUGAACUGUACCCACGUCUGGAAUCCUCCAACAGGGGAAGUUGCAGCUUACCUGAGAAACACCUGGGGCUUGUUUCAUGUUUCUUUCAAGAAGGCUGGGUGUUGAGUUGGAAUGAAUAUAGUAUUUACCUUCUAGACACUAUCAACCAGGCCACAAUUGCUGGUUUGGAAGGAUCAGGUGACAUCGUGUCUGUUUCCUGCACAGAAAAUGAAAUAUUUUUCUUAAAGGGAGAUAGGAACAUUAUAAGAAUUUCAAGCAGACCUGAAGGAUUAGCAUCAAUAGUGCGAGAUGGUCUGGAGACACCGGGAUGCGCAGAGCAGGCCCCUGGGCAACGUGGGGAGAAGCCGUCGGGGGCCCCGGUUUCGGAGACAAGGCUCAGGGGCUCUUCCGUGGCCAGCUCUGUGGCCAGCGAGCCCAGGAGCAGGAGCAGCUCGCUCAACUCCACCGACAGUGGCUCUGGGCUCCAGGCAGCUCCGGAGCUGCGGAGGGGAGGCCAGCCCGCCUCGCAGAGAUUCAGCGUGAUCAGCUCCGAAGACUUUGACCAGGAGCUUGUCGUGAAGCCUCUGAAAGUGAAAAAGAAGAGGAAGAAGCGAUCAGAAGGUGCAAGCAGGAACACCUGCCACAGUUCCCUUGAAUCAACUCCCUGCUAUGAGUUUCCUGGUGACAGUCCCCAGUCCUUGAACACAGACCUGCUAUCCAUGACCUCGAGUUUGGGCAGCAUCAUGGAUCGGUUGAGCACAGAGUCUCCUGACCAGGAGAGUAACCUCAGUGGUGAGGUGAAUGGUGUCCUGCAGGAAAAUAUUGACCCUGAAGCGUUCAGUGUCCUGGAGGUGCCUGAGCCCGCCACUGCCGUCCUGCAUGAAGGGAAUGGUGACAGACCUGGACUCCCACGAUGUGACUGUGCCGAAGACACAGGGCCGCACAGUGGAGUGUGGACUUCACUCCUGGAGCUGAGGGAAGCUGUGGAAGGUAGUGACAUUACAGAACUCAGAGAGGAACCUUGUCCCGCAGACGAUGGACUGAAUAGCAGACAGUCGCCCUGUCGAGAAAAGGACAGCUCUGCAGAGGCCCAGGAAGCAGGGGAUGUGGAGCUUGAUGACCCCCAAAGCACUUUUUCUGAAGUCCCUUUCUUGGACUCACCCCUGGUGCCUUCCAGCCUCAGCUGGGCCCCCCGUGCCGAGCCGUGGCUGCCGGGGACCGGAGCUGAUGAAGGCUGUGCCGAGGAGCCCAGCAAGGAGCAGGGCUUCCUCACACACAUGGGGGGCCCGAGCCACCUCGGCUCACAUCCCUGGCACACUGUCACCGACAGUGACACAGGCCUGAAGGAAAUGGUUGCCUCGGGUUGUGACUCGGGGAGUGUGAGAGGACGGCUGACACCCCCAGUCUCUGCCUUGGCGGCUCACACUCAUGAGCCUCGGCUCGAGCAGCCUUCACGGGACCAGGUGUUGACAUCCAGUGAUGAGGAGGACAUCUAUGCCCAGGGGUUGCCUUCUUCUUCCUCGGAGACAAGUGUGACAGAGCUCGGUGGUAGUCGCUCCCUGCAGGACCUAAGCCAGCCUGGCACGGAGGACACCGGGCUCCUAAAGUCAGAUCAGUUUGCAGAAAGCUGGAUGGGAUACUCCGGUCCCGGCUACGGCAUACUCAGCUUGGCGGUCUCCGAGAAGUACAUUUGGUGCCUGGACUACAAAGGCGGCCUGUUCUGCAGCGCACUGCCGGGCGCUGGGCUCCGCUGGCAGAAGUUUGAGGACGCCGUCCAGCAGGUGGCGGUCUCCCCCUCAGGAGCCCUUCUCUGGAAGAUUGAGCAGAAAUCUAACCGAGCUUUUGCUUGUGGAAAAGUGACCAUCAAGGGGAAGCGGCACUGGUACGAAGCCCUGCCCCAGGCAGUGUUUGUGGCCCUGAGCGAUGACACAGCCUGGAUCAUCAGGACAAAUGGAGAUCUGUACCUGCAGACAGGUCUCAGUGUGGAUCGCCCUUGUGCCAGAGCCGUAAAGGUCGACUGUCCAUAUCCACUGUCCCAGGUCGCAGCCCGAAACAGCGUGGUGUGGGCACUGACAGAGCAGCGAGCCCUCCUGUACCGGGAGGGCGUGAGCAGCUUCUGCCCCGAAGGGGAGCAGUGGAAAUGUGACAUCGUCAGUGAAAGGCAGGCUUUGGAACCCGUCUGUAUAACUCUCGGGGACCAGCAGACUCUGUGGGCCCUGGACAUCCGAGGGAACCUCUGGUUCCGAACUGGUAUCGUUUCCAAGAAGCCCCAGGGAGAUGACGACCAUUGGUGGCAAGUGAGCAUCACCGACUACGUGGUAUUCGACCAGUGCAGCUUAUUCCAGACCAUAAUCCAUGCCACGCACUCCGUGGCCACGGCAGCCCAAGUGCCCGUGGAGAAGGUGGCGGAUAAGCUGCGCAUGGCGUUUUGGUCUCAGCAGCUGCAGUGCCAGCCAAGCCUCCUCGGGGUCCACAACAGCGGCGUCUGGAUCUCCUCGGGCAAGAAUGAGUUCCAUGUCGCUAAAGGAAAUCUCAUCGGCACUUACUGGAAUAAUGUUGUUCCCCGUGGGACAGCUUCUGCAACGAAGUGGGCCUUUGUGCUGGCUUCCACUGCUCCCUCAAAGGAAGGAAGCUCCUUGUGGCUGUGCCAGAGCAGCAAGGAUCUGUGCAGCGUCAGCGCCCAGGAUGCACAGUCCCGCCCCUCCACGGUGCAGCUGCCUCCCGAUGCAGAGAUGAGGGCGUACGCCGCCUGCCAGGACGCUCUGUGGGCCCUGGACAGCCUCGGGCAGGUGUUCAUCAGGACGCUGUCCAAGAGCUGCCCCACGGGCAUGCACUGGACGCGGCUGGACCUCUCCCAGCUAGGAGCUGUAAAACUGACAAGCUUGGCGUGUGGCAAUCAGCACAUCUGGGCGUGUGACUCUAGGGGUGGCGUGUACUUCCGAGUGGGGACCCAGCCUCUCAACCCCAGUCUGAUGCUUCCGGCCUGGAUAAUGAUUGAGCCCCCGGUCCAGCCCGCAGGGGUCACGUUGGUCAGCGUCCACUGUAGUCCGAAUGACCAGAUGCUGUGGGCGCUUGACAGCAGGUGGAACGUGCACGUCCGGGCCGGCAUCACCGAAGAGAUGCCCGUGGGGACCGACUGGGAGCACGUGCCAGGGCUGCAGGCCUGCCAGCUGGCACUAAGCACCAGGACUGUGUGGGCCCGCUGCCCCAACGGUGACCUUGCCCGACGGUACGGCAUCACUGACAAGAACCCCGCGGGAGACUACUGGAAGAAAAUUCCUGGCAACGUGACGUGUUUCACAGUGACCUCGUCAGAUGAGCUGUGGGCCGUGGGCCCCCCCGGCUACCUCCUCCAGCGGCUGACGAGGACUUUCAGCCACUCACAUGGUGCCGCGAGCAGCCAUGCCACCACCCCCCACCCCGAGGACCUGGAAGACGAGUGGGAGGUCAUCUGACGGAGCCUUGGACCAGGCGCUCAGGAAACCCACAGCCUCAGCCAAGUGAUCUGGAGCCCUUGCUGGCGCGGCCGUGCCUCUGAGCUCCUGCAGAGGCCGCCUCCGAGCGCGGCAGCACCGGCCUCCUCCCGGCCUUGCCAGGCCCGCCGCAGGCAUGAGCUAGGGAGCCGGAGGUCAGCGUGCUCCCACCGCUGAGGGGGUCCCGCUCAGCUUCACGGUCACCACAGGGACGUGAGUUCUAGCACAUUCCAUGCUGGACACCCCGGCUGGGAAACCCAGCCUACGUCAGAGAGGUGGGGCGCUGGUCUGUGCCAGCACACAGCG